CAAAGCCGCACGUUGAAAAUGUCAUUUGCUUUAUCGCCAACGAUAAGCCUGCACAAUUUAAUACUAAAUUUUUCAAUUUUGGUGUGACAUUCAAACGGUAUUUCAAUUCAAUUAAAAUUGCUAAAAGGAUUUCUAUUUAAAUGUCAAUAAACGUAGCGAAUCAAUUGAUACGAAAUUAUUAUGGAUUGGGACGGAUGGCAAACUAUAGAAGUGUGAAUAGAUUGUAUAGUACUCGUAUUUUAAGCUCAAAUCAGACUCUAAUAUGCAGAAAAACUGUUUCGAUAAAUUUGUGCGAGUACAGCACUCAGAAACCAUCGUCAAAUGCACCAGCAUCACCAUCAAUUCUGCCAAAAAUCACUGCACUACUCAGUGAAACCAGUAAAUUGACACCAGUGUCACAGACCAUCAUCAAUAAUGGAAGGUCAUUGUUUCGGCGACAGUGGGAUGCAUUUUUCAAUUGGUACGAUGAAAUUUCACACACAAACGAGGUUCGUAUUGCACAUAAACAAGUUGAAGAUCUGCAAGACAAAUUGAAUCAAGCUCAACAAUUGCGUCGUGAUGUUAGCAAAGAACUCAAUGACAUUCGAUACGAAUUACAAGUGUGCUAUGCCGAUCAGGCAAAUUGUCAAAAGGGCGAUCCACGGUAUUUGGAGAUGAUUCGAAGAGAAAUUGAGGUGUCCAGCAGAGAAAAGCAGAAAACUGAGGAAUUCAAUUUGCUUGAUAAAGCCGAACGUGAUCUUUUCAUAUUGAUGCAAUCAGCUAUAAAAACAUCACAUGAAAAAGAGAAAAUUCAUACAAACUCAGCAAAGUAUUGGUCAAUUGUUGGAUCGUUAGCAG
Messenger RNA from Contarinia nasturtii (swede midge), 837 nucleotides. Its product is annotated as mitochondrial potassium channel-like. The annotation marks the transcript as partial. NCBI's taxonomy places the organism in Eukaryota, Metazoa, Arthropoda, Insecta, Diptera, Cecidomyiidae. The record is from RefSeq and is a predicted model, not a curated record. The transcript has 2 exons.